AUGUCUCGAAGGAACAUACCCACCGCCACCACACUUACCGUGCGACCGCUCGACCAUGUCCCAGACGACACCUGCCCGGUGUGUAAUCGCAUACGGUAUCUGAAUACAGAAAUGGAAUUCUUAAUUAACCCAGAGUGUUAUCAUCCAAUGUGCAUUAAUUGUGUCAAUAACAUCUUCAGCAAAGGACCCGCGCAAUGCCCCGUGGCCACCUGCACCAAGACUUUGCGCCAACGCGGUUUCCGUUCAGCCUUCUUUAAAGACCUUAGGAUCGAGCGGGAGGUUGACCUGCGCCGCCGUGUUCAAGCUGUUUUCAACAUGACCCAAGACGACUUCGUCACGCUCCGCGACUACAACGAUUACCUGCAGCAGGUCGAAGACCUGACUUUCGACUUAGUUAAUGGGGACGAGACAGAGCAGCGGAAUGCUGAGCAAAAGCUGCUUACGUACGAGCAGAAACAUAAAGACGAUAUCGAGAAGAACAAAAGGAAGGGUCGCGAAGCAGAUUCGCUGCGCAAACAGCGCGAAGCUGCAGAGGCAGAAGCUGCGCGCCAACGCAGACUCGAAGACCAGCGGGAAGAAGAGCGCGCCCGCGCCGAAGAAGCCUCCAUCAACGCCGAAGUAAUGGAAGCCCUUGAGCGAGGCGAACCCGGCACCGCCGCAGAAGUCCAAGCGCGUAUCAUUGCGCAGAAGCGCGCGCGCGUCGCCGAGAUCGCAGGCUCAAACUUCCCCAGCCUACUCAACGCAUCCAACACACCCGCCCCCACAUCUACCGACACACUCCUCUCGAUCCGGGGCCUCAAAGACAAAUCCAAGCGCGACGAGGACGCCGAUUACUACCUCCGGCCAUACGACGCGUUUGCAGGCCUGGACCUCAAGCCCACGCGGUACGAGCUGCACGAACGCUACGAUAACCCAUGGCUCGAGGACGCGCGUAGCCGCGACGACCAUCGUGUCCCUGGAUAUAGUGCCCACGAGUACGAGGCGCGCGCCAUGUUUGAUGCGUUUGCGGGACUAGGCGUGUUUAUAGCGGAGGAGAAGGCGGAUGCGCAGAAGGCGGUUGGGACGAUAGCUGCGGAGGAGGCGGCGAGGACGGGGAGGACGACGGGGGUGAAGGUUGAGGAGGAUGUUUUUACGUAG
Molecule: messenger RNA, 1137 nt
Organism: Daldinia childiae
Lineage: Eukaryota; Fungi; Ascomycota; Sordariomycetes; Xylariales; Hypoxylaceae
Product: RNA polymerase II transcription factor B subunit 3
Exons: 1
Coding region: 1-1137 (378 amino acids)
Biological process (GO): positive regulation of cyclin-dependent protein serine/threonine kinase activity; regulation of transcription by RNA polymerase II; nucleotide-excision repair
Cellular component (GO): transcription factor TFIIH holo complex
Molecular function (GO): cyclin-dependent protein serine/threonine kinase activator activity
Source: RefSeq, a predicted model, not a curated record